CGCAAGAACAUAUCGACGAGGAAGGCCAUACUUCACACGACAUGACGAUGCCUUCAAGCCCGCCUCCCUAUGCCAGGCCGAAUUGGCAGCGCAUAUCUACCGGCACGUUUGAAGACUCGAGCCACGACUUCUCCGACAUCCGGCCCGCAAACCAAGUCAAAGAGUUUUCGUCGGAACUACGAGAUGACCUCAGUAGACAAGAGGAUUCAACGUCCGAGCGCAGCGUGCCCGCCCAUGACAGCACAGCCAAAGACCAAAACGAGACGUCCUUUACGUCGCUGGCCGCCAAACAACGUUUCGACGCGUCACGGAAGAUUAGUGGAAAGAGCGAUGUCCGAAACGAGGAUUUCAGUCCUAUAUUGCUUACCUUGCGUAGCAAAGAGGAUGGUAAAGUCAGCUUCGCGCCCAUUGAACUUUCUGCGGACUCGUUGCGUAAGCGUCUGGAUGAACUGCGCCAAAGCCAACAGCCGAGCAUCAUUGUACAGAAUGCACAGGAGUCAAACACACCUCAAGAUGGCCGCGACACAACACAGGACUAUGCCCGCCAAGGAGCAUUUCUCAACUUUAAGAGAGGUGGCCGCUCUACUGAGGGAUCUUUUCGGUGGCGUCCGUUGAGUCCGCCUCUGCCCACGGAUACCUCGGAGAUGCUUCCGGAAUCGUCGCUGCAAGCUAGUACGCCCAAACAGUUCCCCGGUACCAUUAGGACGACCGCACCGACGGAUUCAUCAGAGCACUCAGCCUCCUUGAG
Truncatella angustata is the source of this 748-nucleotide messenger RNA. RefSeq lists its product as uncharacterized. The coding region runs from base 70 to 615 and encodes 181 amino acids. Lineage: Eukaryota; Fungi; Ascomycota; Sordariomycetes; Amphisphaeriales; Sporocadaceae. The transcript has a single exon. The record is from RefSeq and is a predicted model, not a curated record.